Molecule: messenger RNA, 1539 nt
Organism: Thlaspi arvense
Lineage: Eukaryota; Viridiplantae; Streptophyta; Magnoliopsida; Brassicales; Brassicaceae
Source: the annotation of a GenBank genome assembly
AUGUACGCUGAGUUAGAGAGGUUAAAAGGUUGGCCAGAAGUGGAUAUGGACGAAAUGAGGAUCGUCUUCAAGCUUAACACAACAAAAUUUGAUUUCAUGGCUAUAUCGGAUAAUCGGCAAAAAAUUAUGCCUUUUCCAGCAGAUCGAGAUACCACCGAUGGUAGUGCUAGUCAAUUAGCUUACAAAGAGGCUGUUCGAUUAGUAAAUCCACAAAAUCAUAUACUUAAAGGACAGGUUGACGAUAAGUAUAUGUACUCAAUGGAAGACAAGGACAACAAAGUGCAUGGUUGGAUUUCAUCGGACCAACGUGUCGGUUUCUGGAUGAUUACUCCCAGCAAUGAGUUCCGUGUUUGUGGGCCCGUCAAACAAGAUCUCACUUCUCAUGCGGGACCCACCGUCCUCUCAAUGUUUACAAGUGUACACUACGUGGGAAAAGAGAUGAACACAACUCAUACAAGCGAGGAGCCGUGGAAGAAAGUGCUUGGUCCUGUCUUUGUUUAUCUCAACUCUGCCUCCUCUCAUAAUCUCCUCUGGACCGAUGCUAAACGACAGAUGAAUGACGAGGUCCAAAGCUGGCCUUAUGAUUUCGUGAAGUCAGUAGAUUACCCUCUCCAUCACCAAAGAGGAACAGUCAAGGGUCAAUUAUUUGUCAUGGACGGUUUCAAAAACAAGUCAAAGUUAUACGGGGGGUCUGCUUUUGUGGGCUUAGCAAAUCCUGGUGAAGCUGGUUCAUGGCAAACCGAAAGCAAGGGAUAUCAAUUUUGGACACAAGCAGACAAAAUAGGGAGGUUCACAAUAGCGAAUGCGAGACCAGGGAAUUAUAACCUCUACGCGUGGGUUUCUGGAUUUAUUGGUGACUAUAAAUACGAGCGUAACAUUACCAUCACACCAGGUGGGGAGAUAAACGUAGGACGCAUAGUGUACGAGCCGCCAAGAAGCGGUACGACGCUGUGGGAGAUCGGAGUACCUGAUCGGACCGCCGCAGAAUUCUAUAUCCCAGAUCCGGACCCAACCCUUUUGACCAAGCUCGAUCUUAAUUACUCAAAUGCUCCUCAAGACAGAUUUAGACAAUAUGGUCUAUGGACUCGUUACACUGUUCUGUAUCCUCGAGAAGAUCUUAUUUAUGUUGCUGGAGUGAGUGACUAUAAAAAGGAUUGGUUCUAUGCACAUGUCAGCAGAGAUACUGGAAAUGGGACGACAUUGGUAGCAACGACAUGGAGAAUUGUGUUUAAUUUAGAAGCAGUGAAUCAAACUGGAAACUACACACUUCGAGUGGCUUUGGCUUCAGCCAUGUAUGCGGAUUUACUUGUUCGGAUUAACGAAGCUAACUCCAAACCUAUUUUCACGACCGCGUUAAUAGGUCGGGAUAAUGCGAUCGCUAGGCAUGGCAUUCAUGGGUUGUACAGAUUGUACAAUAUCGAUAUUCAUGGAAAUCUGCUAAGAGUUGGUAACAAUACGAUUUUUCUUACUCAAGAUCGGACAUUUGCUCCGGGUACAGGUGUUAUGUAUGAUUAUCUUCGUCUGGAAGGUCCUCCUUGA